Molecule: messenger RNA, 4542 nt
Organism: Acytostelium subglobosum LB1
Lineage: Eukaryota; Evosea; Eumycetozoa; Acytosteliales; Acytosteliaceae
Exons: 14
Coding region: 1-4542 (1513 amino acids)
Source: RefSeq, a predicted model, not a curated record
AUGGAUGAUGGGAAUGAAACGAUUUAUAUUGGAAUGAAUAAAUUAUUCAUACCUAUAUUAUUAGUUUUAUUACUCAACAAAUUCUGUUUAUGGACAAACUCCUUGUGGUCCAAUGCUCAACAAAUUUGUAUCCCGUUGCCCACCACUGGUACAACCGCAACUGCGACAUCUGCCACUGCCACCACUACUGUAUCCACUCAAUCAACUGUUGCCUCGAGUACUGUAGCCUCCACUACAAUCUCUACUCAAUCAACUGUUGCUAGUACCGUGGCUUCAACUGUGUCCCAGGCUACUGCUACCACCACGGCCACCACUACUUCUGCCACGGCCACCACUACUGUGUCAACUCAGUCGACUGUUGCAUCUACUGUUUCCCAGGCGACUGCUACCAUGGCCACUGCCUCUACUGUUGUGACUACUACUGCCUCCACCACGGUGACUACAACCUCACCUGCGUCUACCAUCACUCAGACGACUACUGCCACUACAACAGUGUCGAGUACCGCCACAGCCACCGGUCCAGUAACAUCAACAGUAGCCUCAACAACUGUGACCACCACCGCUUCGACCACCUCGCCCGCGUCAACAAUUACUCAGACCACCACUGUAACCACCACUGCUACUACCACCUCAACUCCACCAUCAACUACCGCCACUACCACUGUCUCAACCACAGCCUCAACAACUUCACCAGCCUCCACCAUCACUCAGACCACCACAGUGACCACCACUGCAACCUCCUCACUGUCAACUACCGUCACCACAACAGUGUCCACUCAGUCAACGGUUGCCUCGACCACUUCCACCACUGGAGGACGUCCACCAACCACCACUACCGGACAGCCAACUUCGACAACAGUGUCCACUCAAUCAACUAUUGCAACAACAACUACAACACCAGUAUCAACCACCGGAACACCAUUAUUCUCCAUCGAGGGUAAUUUGUGGCUGGACAAUUCCAACACCGGUAUUCUUAGCACCGCCCCAGGUGAUUCAGUCAAGGAUAUCAAGGUCCAGUUGUUGGACUCCCAGAACAAUCCGAUCAAGACUUUGCCAAGUGUCAAUGAUGGCAAGUAUAAGUUUGAUGGUUUGGCCGCUGGCCAAUACUCAUUCUACAAGUCACCAUCAUACUCAAUCAAGGGAUAUGUUUGGAGAGAUAAUGCCAACACUGGUAUCCUCAGUCUUUUACCCAGUGACGUUGCCUCUAAUAUCAAGCUUGAGUUACAGGAUGCCAAUGGCAAGGUGAUCAAAGCUCUUACUGCCACCGGUAACUACUCAUUUGACGGUCUCAAUGCUGGCAAGUACUGUAUCGUUGCCAGUGACACAGCUGGAAAGCUAUUCCCCAACCCCAAGAAGGGAGCCAACAAGUUUGACCAUGGCAAGCUCUGUGUCACUGUUGGUCCAAAUGCCGUGAGCCAAGAUUGCUCCUUUAAUGCACCCCCUCUCUUCUCUGUCGCCGGUAACCUCUGGUUGGAUAAUGCCAACACUGGUAUCCUCAGCACUGCACCAGUCCAUCCAAAGGCAAGCAGCUCCUACAAGUUUGACAACCUCCCAGCUGGAAGCUACUGUGUGAUUGCACGUGACACCGCUGGCAAGCUCCAAGGCAAUGCCAAGAAGGGUGCCAACUCAUUCAACAACGGAACCUAUUGUUUUAAGGUCGGUCCAAGCAUCACCAACGCACACUGUUCAUUCUACAAAGAGCCAUCAUUCUCCAUCAAGGGUUUCAACUGGCUCGACAACAUCAACACUGGUAUCAUCAGCAUCCCAGACAAGGUCAACAACAUCAAGAUGGUGCUCCAGGAUGGUCAGGGCCAGGUAGUCCAAUCAAUCACUGCCAGUGGCAACUUCUCAUUCGUUGGACUCAAGGCUGGCAAGUACUGUAUCUUGGCCAGUGACCCAUCCGGAAAGUUGGUCCCCAACCCCAACAAGGGCGCCAACAAAUUUGACAGUGGAAAGAUCUGUGUCACACUCGGACCCGAUUCAAUCAACAAUGACUGCUCAUGGGCAACACCACAAACAUUCUCCGUUGCUGGUAACCUCUGGUUGGAUAAUGCCAACACUGGUAUCCUCAGCACUGCACCAGGUGACUCUGUCAAGGACAUCCAAGUGGAUCUCACCGAUGCCAACAAGAAAGUGAUCAAGUCCAUUCCAAAGGCAAGCAGCACCUACAAGUUUGACGGCUUGGCAGCAGGCGACUACUGUGUCGUUGCACGUGAUACCGCUGGAAAGCUCCAAGGCAAUGCCAAGAAGGGUGCCAACUCAUUCAACAAUGGAACCUACUGUUUCAAGGUCGGUCCAAGCAUCACCAACGCACACUGUUCAUUCUACAAUGAGCCAUCGUUUGCCAUCAAGGGUUUCAAUUGGCUCGACAACAUCAACACUGGUAUCAUCAGCAUUCCAGACAAGGUCAACAACAUCAAGAUGGAUUUGCAGGAUGACCAAGGCAAACUACUCCAAUCAAUCACUGCCAGUGGCAACUUCUCAUUCGUUGGACUCAAGGCUGGCAAGUACUGUAUCGUUGCCAGUGACCCAUCUGGCAAGUUGGUGCCCAACCCCAAGAAGGGAGCCAACAAGUUCGACAGUGGAAAGAUCUGUGUCACCCUCGGACCCGAUUCAAUCAACAAUGAUUGCUCUUGGGCUACUCCAGCCAAGCCCUCGAUUAAGGGAUACAUCUGGAAGGAUGAUGGAAACACUGGUAUCUUGAGUCUUGCCCCAGGUGAUAAGGUCAGCGGAAUCAAGGUUGAGCUGCAGGACGAUGCAGGAAAGGUGCUCAAGACACUUGAUAAUGUCAGUGGCAACUACACAUUCGGAGACCUCAACCCAGGCAAGUAUUGUGUCGUUGUCAGCGACCCAUCCGGCAACAAUGCACCCAACCCCAUCAAGGGAGACAACAAGUUUGACAAUGGCAAGAUGUGCACAACUGUUGACACCAAGGACAUCAUAAGCCAAGAUGCAUCAUUCGCCUCAGUAUUCUCAAUCAAUGGAUUCUUCUGGAGAGACAAUUCAAACACUGGCAUCAUCAGUCUUGCUGACAAGGUCGACGGCAUAAAGGUUGUGUUGCAGGAUGAGAGUGGCCAGGUGCUCAAGACUCUGGAUAGUGUGAGCGGCAACUACUCAUUCACUGGACUUCGCCGUGGCAAAUACUGCAUGGUCGCCUCCGAUCCAUCUGGCAAACUUGAUGUCAACCCUGCCAAGGGAGACAACAAGUUUGACAAUGGCAAGCUCUGUGUCACCCUCGGACCCAACGCCAUCAAACAAGACGGCUCCUUCACUGGUGGUCGUGAGAUCAGAGGAUUCCUUUGGCUUGAUAAUACCAAUACUGGCAUCAUCAGUAUCCCAGACAAGGUCAGCGGCAUCAAGGUUGAAUUGCAGGACAGCACUGGACAGGUUAUCAGAACUUUGACUGAUGCCUCUGGCAACUACACCUUCACUGUCGUGCCCAAGGGCCAGUUCUGCAUCGUGAUCAGCGAUCCAUCCGGCAAGUUGGUGCCCAACCCCAUCAAGGGAGCCAACAAGUUUGACAACGGAAAGUUCUGCUCCACCAUGGCCAACGUUGACAUCACCAGUAUCGACGCCUCAUUUGCCACUGCUCACAAGGUCAGUGGAUUUGUUUGGAUUGAUAAUGCCAACACUGGCAUCCUCAGUCUCACAGACCCAGCUCAGAGCAUGAAGGUUGAGUUGCAGAAUGAUGCUGGAAAGGUCCUCCAGACGCUCCCAAGUGUCUCUGGUAACUACUCGUUCUCUGGAGUAGUCGAUGGCAAGUACUGUGUCGUCAUCACCGACCCAUCAGCCAAGAUGGUGCCCAACCCUAAGAAGGACGCCAACAAGUUCGAUGGCGGAAAGUACUGUUUCACCGUCGCCGGCUCAGACAUCACAAGUGCAGACAGCUCUUGGGUUGCAACACCACCAGCUCCAACUGAUGCCCUCAAGGGAUUCCUCUGGAUUGACAAUGCCAACACUGGCAUCCUCAGUCUUACAGACCCAGCUCAGAACGUGAAGGUUGAGUUGCAGGAUGAUGCUGGAAAGGUAAUUCAGACACUCCCAACUGUCUCUGGUAACUACACUUUCAACAAGGUCAAUGCCGGAAAGUACUGUGUUGUGGCAACUGACCCAUCGGGCAACCUGGUCAAUGCCGUCAAGGGUGCCAACAAGUUUGACAAAGGAAAGUACUGCUUUACUGUUGCCGCCGGAGUUGAUACCCUCAACGCUGAUGGAUCAUUCUACAAACCACAAUCGAUUGAAGGCAAACUCUGGCUUGACAACCAGAAUACUGGUAUUCUCAGCGCAACUGAUGUGGUCUCGGGCAUCACAAUUGAGCUCAGGGAUAAUGCUGAUAAGGUGCUUCAGACAUUGACCGGUCAGAACGGACAGUACAAGUUCUCCAACCUCAACAGUGGCAGCUACUGUGUUGUUGUCAGCGACCCUGCCAACAAGGUUAAGCCCAACCCCAAGAAGGGAGACAACCUGUUUGACAGUGGAAAGUACUGCAUUGCAAUUCCACCCAGUGUUACCAAUGCUCAUGCAUCCUUUGCCACAGUCUAA